Messenger RNA from Colias croceus (clouded yellow), 2959 nucleotides. It is a transcript of the gene FIG4, whose product is annotated as polyphosphoinositide phosphatase. The record is from RefSeq and is a predicted model, not a curated record. Gene Ontology annotation, molecular function: phosphatidylinositol-3,5-bisphosphate 5-phosphatase activity. Gene Ontology annotation, biological process: phosphatidylinositol dephosphorylation. Lineage: Eukaryota; Metazoa; Arthropoda; Insecta; Lepidoptera; Pieridae. Gene Ontology annotation, cellular component: intracellular membrane-bounded organelle. The transcript has 12 exons. The coding region runs from base 62 to 2770 and encodes 902 amino acids.
GUCGGUAUCUUGAUCAAGAACAAACGGUAGCAGUCUAUAAAUUAUUUAUUUACAAUAAAAAAUGUCUAAACAAAAUGUUCUAUUUCACCCUAUUAUUAGUUCUAUUCAGAGAAUUGCACUUUAUGAGACGAAAGCGAGAUUUUAUCUCAUAGGAUCGAAUAACACUCAAACUAGAUUUCGUGUGUUAAAAAUUGAUCGGACUGAUCCUAGAGAAUUAAUACUGGUGGAUGAUAAAGUGGAAUAUAAUAAACAAGAAAUACACCAGCUCUUGAACAUGAUAGGCUUUGGCAAUAAAGGAACUCGAUCAGUUGGAUUUAACAAAUUGGUGUCUGCUUUUGGAAUUGUCGGAUUCAUCAGAUUUUUGGAGGGGUACUAUAUCAUUCUAGUGACCAAGCGUCGAAAAAUUGCCUUGAUCGGCCCACAUUCAAUUUACAAAAUAGAAGACACAGCUAUGAUAUACAUUCCUAAUGAUACCAGUAGACCACAAGAUCCAGAUGAACAAAGAUAUGUAAAAAUGUUCCUUGCAAUUGAUUUGUCCACUAAUUUCUACUAUAGCUACAGUUAUGAUGUAACACAUACAUUACAAAUGAAUAUGGCUCCACCAAGAAAGCUAGCUCCUGCAUUAUUUCCUGAACCAGUCACAGCAGCAGUUUAUCAUUCUAAUAUAAACUCUAAAGUCAAUGAUGAUUGUACUUGUAAUAAAAAUGAUGAUGAUGAAGACAUAUUUGAGACUUGGAAGCAGCAAUUGCAACAGAGGCAGGAAAAAAUGGGUGAUAAUACAACAAAACUGGAGUUUGGUGUGCGUGCAGUACCUGAGUGGAGAUUUGUUUGGAACAGUCAUCUCUUAUCUGUAGUCCAUUCACAAUUGCAUCCAGAUUGGAUCCUCUACAUCAUACAUGGUUUUAUAGAACAAAGCAACUUGAAUAUCUUUGGAAGACCUAUUUACUUAACUCUAAUAGCCAGACGUAGUAACAGAUAUGCAGGUACCAGGUUCUUGAAGAGAGGAGCGAAUAUGCAUGGUGAUGUUGCUAAUGAGGUAGAAACAGAACAGAUUGUACAUGAUUCUAUGAUUUCCUCGUUUUCUAAUGGCAGAUUCAGUUCAUUCGUGCAAAUGAGAGGAUCAAUCCCAAGUUUUUGGUCACAGGACAUAUCAAAGAUGGUUCCAAAACCAGCUAUAUCUAUAGAUAGAAGUGAUCCUUACGCACAAAUACCAGCAAAGCAUUUCAAUAACCUCAUGCAGAGAUACGGUUCACCAAUAAUGAUACUAAAUUUGGUUAAAAAGAGAGAGAAGAAGAAGCAUGAAUCAUUAUUAACUGAAGUUAUAAGCAAUGCUGUCAAAUAUCUCAACCAGUUUUUACCCCCUGAACAUGCCAUUCAGUAUUUCCACUUGGAUAUGGCAAGGAUUAAUAAAGGGGCUGAUGCUAAAGUACUGGAUAAAUUAUCAGCAAUAGCUCGUACAGUGGUAAAGCGCACAGGAAUAUUUCUAAGCACAAAAGGGUGUAGCGAUGAUAUGGGCAUAGAGGGUCACCAAGGGGGCCGCUUACAAACGGGCGUAGUUCGCGUCAAUUGUGUAGACUGUCUAGAUAGAACUAAUACUGCCCAGUUUGCAAUUGGGAAGUGUGUAUUGGCGUAUCAGCUCCAUGCCUUGGGGCUUAUAGCUGAACCAGUUAUUGAAUUUGAUUCUGAUUGUGCUAGACUUCUUGAAGGUCUAUACGAAGAUCAUGGCGACACUUUAGCAUUGCAAUAUGGCGGAUCUCAAUUAGUACAUAGGAUAAAAACCUACCGUAAAACGGCACCAUGGUCAUCCCACGGUAACGAUAUUAUGCAGACAUUAAGUAGAUAUUACUCCAACACAUUCUCAGAUGCUGAGAAACAGAACACAAUGAAUUUAUUCCUAGGAUUAUUUGUUCCUGAUCCAAGUAGACCAGCUAUUUGGGUGUAUCCCACUGAUUACUAUCUGCAUCAUCCUGAAACUAUGGUCUAUAUCCCUAAUAGGAGAUCAUUAACAAAAUGGUGGGACGAUGAAGUGGUGCGCUAUUUGCCAAAGCCAAGUAAUGAGAUGCGUAAACUGUGUUGCGAGAUCAUCGGUAUGCAAGGUGAUACUGCAUUGGAAAUGGUCGACCCUUACCAGGAGUAUAACCGGCCGUUUGAGUACACCGUGUUUAUAGAAAGUUUUGAGUUUAAGAUGUGUCAUACACUGCGCGACAUAACACCAUCGUUCGCGGAGAACUUGAGCCCGUUUGUUGUUCGCGGGAGGAACCCGUACGCGGUGAAAGGCCCCGCCUCCAAGAACCCAGUUAUUAGCGGCAGAUCCAGCACCGCUUCUAAUAAUUCCAGCGAUUCAAACAGCGACUCUUCGUCAGACGAUGACCUGACUAGUUCCACCAUGAGCUCUCGCCAGCCGUUGUCACCAAGUGCAGUGAUCUCGAAACCUGAAGAGGAAGUCACAUACGAGCGUCCGCCAUUUUUGUUUGUUAAACGAACACUUAAACCAAUUGUUACUGAGCCAAACAAACGGGAUAUGUUGCUGUACAAACGCUACGUGAAUUUCGAAAAACGCUCCAACCCCCGCUACAAGCCUGAUAUACCUAUCGUAAUGACAGUUAACAGUGCGUUCACCAUCGACAGUUCUGUUGAUACCAUUCCACCAACCAUCACAAAGGCUUCUAAGGAAAUCUAUAUUGACUAUGUUCAACGAAGUACGGGAAAAUUAACUGUGCCUCUGGAAUCUUUGCAGUUGUAUAAAAGUUAUGUUGAAUUUAGCCUUUAGGUUAAAUUUAUUAAAUAAUUAUUUAGGAAAAAGUCUAUAAAAGUAGCUGUAAAAAUGUUUAUUUAUUUUAGUAUAAUAUUGUUAUUUCUAAGUUAUUUCUUAAUAUUAAUUAAUGUAAUAUGAAUAUUAUUCGAAAUUUUUAUCUAAUUAUAUUAAAGAGAUGAUUCUGUGAUUCAAAUACAAGGUCAA